AGACAUCCGACUUUUCGGUUAUUGGACCAAGAUUCUUAUUGACAAAUUCGGGCGCCAUAAAUCCGCGUGUUCCAGCAAAUGAGAUGGGAUCACAAUGUACUAAACCAAAAUCUGCAAGUUUAAACAACGGUUGAUUUGUUUCUUUCACCAGGAUAUUGGCCGGUUUUAAGUCUCGAUGUAUCAACUGCUCAUGGUGGAGCUCUUUCAAACCUUCUGCUAUUUGUCAGAAUAUUUCUGAUAUUUGAGGGACUGUUAUUAUAUGUUUCAUUCGACCAACAUAUGUUUCGAGAUCACUGACAAGUUUCUCCAUAAUCAACUAAUACAUAUUUGCUUCUGUUUCACUCUUCUUGACACCGUAAUAUUCCACGAUAUUCGUAUGACAAAGGCUCUUCAUGUAGGCUCUUCAUAGUUUUCUUAUAACUAUGUCCAGACGUUGAGGAUGUGGAGUUAACAGCACUGUCGUACUCGACGAGUACGAAUAAAUGUACGAACAACAUUUAUUCUGCAUGUAUCAAUAAUGACUUUGAAAAAGUCAAACGACUUUUAGAAACAAUGACCAUUGUACAAAUAAAUGAAAAAAAUGAAAACGGUGAUACGGUACUUCAUCUAGCCACACGCUAUGGUCAUACAAAUAUUAUUCAGUUAUUACUGGAGAAAGGCGCAUGGCGGUCAAUUCGUAAUGCAAAUAGUAUUACAGCAUUUGAAGAAAUAGUAAAACCUCAACCAGCGCUUGAUGAGUUUGACGAUGACGAUGUAGCACGCUAUGAGAAUGAAGAACUACAGUACGAAACUGCAAAACGUGUAUUCGAACGUGUUGGCGAACACAAUCGAUUCAUCGGUGAUUGUGCCGCAGAUU
Molecule: messenger RNA, 856 nt
Organism: Didymodactylos carnosus
Lineage: Eukaryota; Metazoa; Rotifera; Eurotatoria; Philodinida; Philodinidae
Source: the annotation of a GenBank genome assembly